Messenger RNA from Melanotaenia boesemani (Boeseman's rainbowfish), 3432 nucleotides. It is a transcript of the gene mbd4, whose product is annotated as methyl-CpG binding domain protein 4. Gene Ontology annotation, cellular component: nucleus. The record is from RefSeq and is a predicted model, not a curated record. The coding region runs from base 188 to 1612 and encodes 474 amino acids. The transcript is spliced from 13 exons. Gene Ontology annotation, biological process: DNA repair. NCBI's taxonomy places the organism in Eukaryota, Metazoa, Chordata, Actinopteri, Atheriniformes, Melanotaeniidae. Gene Ontology annotation, molecular function: pyrimidine-specific mismatch base pair DNA N-glycosylase activity; DNA binding.
UGCUCUCCACUUCCUGCGUGGAAAAGAGGCGCUAUGCUGCUUCCAUUCCUGUGUUGACAUGAGGAAACAACGGGGAAGGCACCGUUGACACAGUUGGAGCAUAACAUCUCAGUUUGAGGCUGACCAAUAUUCACCUGGACUCAAUAUCAUCCCACCAGCUAAUACGGAGUUGGAGAAAAGUGGAGACAUGAAUGACCAAAAUUACAAAGAUAAACUAUACCACUCAUCCUCAAUGCCCCUUGGAUGGAUUAAAGAGGUUAGGCAGCGGAAAGCAGGCAAAACAGCAGGAAAACUUGAUGUCUACAUAAUAAGUCCCAAAGGGCAGAAAUUCCGGUCAAGAGCAUCCCUGCGUGCUUUCCUCUUAGAAAGUGGGGAAGCAGAGUUGGACAUAAGCCAUUUUGAUUUCACCACAUCCAAAGAUGAGUUCGCUACCUCACAAACAACUCCAUUAAAAGAAAAACCGAGAAGACAAAAGAUGAAACAAGCAGAUGAACAGCAGGAGAAAAUGGGUAAAAACCUGGAUCCUCCCCCCAAUAAAUCCAAAAGAUUCUCUUCCUCCUUCAGAAAUGGUACUGAAGAUAGAGAAGUAGAGACUGUAAAAGAUACUAACUCUGUUGAUGGUGACAUUUUGCUAAAGAGGACACAUAUAGAAGAGGUUUGUGGGGACAAAACAGAUGAGGCUACUAGGGACUGGUCACUGACGACACCUUUAGCACUAGCGGAUGAUGUAAAAGUGGGAAAGAGCCCUCAAAAGGCGGGGUUGCUGAGGAAAAAGCUACUCAGACUGGCUCCUUCCAGUAAUCAACAAAACACCUUACUUGUUGGCAAGAAUGAGCAGGCAGACUCACAGCCUUCAGUCCCAACUCUGAAUAUCGAAGCUGCCACUGAGAGUGAGAAUGAAGGUGAGAAUGCACCAGACACAGAUGUCACACAGAUUCACAGCAACGGCGGCGACGACAACUCUAAAUUUGAAGUGGAGGCUGAUGCUGGCAGUCAUCGGGAUGAUGAUGAGGGGGAGGAGGAGGUGUUGUUAACCGGCAUCACUGGCGGGAGCUGCACACCAGUUAGAGGUUCCCAAAAUAAGUCCAAGAGCUUGGAAGACAAACGGAAAACAAGCCCUUAUUUCAGUGGGAAGCCCCCCAGAGAUGGGCUUAGUCCACCAAAGAGGAAAGCCUUUAAGAAAUGGACACCCCCUAGGUCUCCCUUCAACCUUGUCCAGGAAACCCUUUUCCAUGACCCCUGGAAGCUCCUGGUGGCCACUAUUUUUCUAAAUAAGACAAGUGGCAAGAUGGCCAUUCCAGUGUUGUGGCAGUUCUUUGAGCAUUACCCAUCUGCAGAAGUGACCCGUAAGGCCGACUGGAAGCCCAUGUCUGAACUUAUGAAGCCACUCGGGCUGUAUGAGCUUCGAGCCAAAACACUAAUCCGCUUCUCAGACGAAUAUCUAACUAAACACUGGCGUUACCCUAUUGAGUUACAUGGUAUCGGCAAGUAUGGCAACGACUCCUAUAGGAUCUUCUGUGUUGGAGAGUGGAGACAGGUGAAACCUGAAGAUCACAUGUUGAACAAAUACCACGCCUGGCUGUGGGAGAACCAUGAAGCCCUGAGAAUCUGAAUUAUGAGACUACAAGGAAGAUUUUUAUCUUGGCAGAUGCAAGAAACCAUUAUAUUAUAUAAUCACUGUAAUAAUCUAAUCACAUUAUGUUAGCAUGGUGAUGGAUUUUCACUUUUAAAGCCUGAACUCCUUUAAGAUUAAGCAGCUGUAUUCUAGAUGUUUAGUCCUUCUUUAAAAAGUUUUAAUUCAUGUUGAAUAAAAUGUUUUAAGUGGUUAAAAAUGUGAAAUUAUUGAGUGUAAUAUUCAGUCAUUCUGCUGCUUGUUUUUCUUGUCUCAUUCUGGGAUAACAUAGAGAAACAUGCUAUGUCUUAUGUGAUUAAUCCAUUGCCACAGGCUAAUAAUCUCUCUUUUAGAGUGCACUGAUGCAUAGUCACUCCACACAGGAGCUUUCUUUUUAUGAGAUGUAACCUGAUUCCCAUGGCAACUGUUACCACCGCAAAACCCUUAGUAAAUGCACUGGAGUGCCAAGGGUUUAAUCUAUAACCAGACACGCUACUGUAAUUUGCUGUAUUUAAAUUUUGAUUUGAUUUAAUGCAAAGAAGACUGAGGACAGUUUUGUUAGAUUUAACAUUUUGGAACAGUUUCAGCACGUAUAAAGUGAAGUCUGGACAGAACUGCUUUUCAACCACAAAAUGAGACUACCAGCUAUCUCUAUAGCUUCCACACCUGUUUGUAUUCCUCGUGACACAACUCCUGUCCGGCAGACUCCGCACCUGCUGGUCACUUCCUUAAAAUUUCCCAUCAUUUCAGAUUCUGACUCAACCCCUCUGUGGACAAGUACCCAGAAUAUUCCAAGAUUGAACCCUUUGCAGCCUCCUUUGGCCCCUAAACGCACAGUCAGUCUGGAGACACAAGCUGUUCACCACCACAACCAGCAGAGGGCACUGUUCAUGCAGAGAAAAGAUCAUUUCAGAGCUGAGAUUAAAGUCACUGACUUGCAGUUGAUGUGUAAGGUAUCAUCAGGCAUGGCAAAAACCCUUUUAUGGAACCACUAGUGAGAAAGAAGAGUACAGGAAGGAUUUGCGAGGGCAGUUAAAGAGGCAGAUGGAAGAGAAAUGUGUGGCACUAAAAAUGCAGGUGACCAGGAAAGCAAAAGAAGCAGAGUCUGUCAGAGAAGUGGACCGUCUUUCCCUGUCCAAUGAAAGAGAGCAGAGGAUUCAACACAGUAAAGCGAUGAUGGCCUACAGAGAUGAAAACAAGAGGCUAAUGGAGAAGAGCUGGAGGGACAGAGCACUAACACGUUCCCAGGAGGCUCUGAAGGAAAGGGAGCUGCUGUGUCUCAACCCCAUUAACUGGAGUGGAACACUGAAAUAGCUCCAACCUUUUAAGUCAAAAGCUGUGACUCAAACAUCACUGUAGAAUUCAGGUAUACAAGUCUCACAUGACAAUGGCAUGCAAAAUUCAGUUCAUACUAUUCAAACAAAAUUUGUUUUACAGCACUUUUUUGAAUACUCUGCCAACUAGGAUAUGAAUGUACCCACCCCACCCCCCUUUUUUAUUUAAAUACCCAUACUUGUUUGUACUUUCUUUUUCCCCAGUAAUCUGCAGCAUAUACCAAUUAGUCUGCAGUUGGUUCUUAACAUUAUCCAUCCAAAUUUAAGAAGCAGUCAACAGAACAAUGUUAAUAUCUAGUGGUCCAGCUCAAGUCCAGACCUAAAUCCUGUCCAGACUCAUGGAGGGAGCUAAAGGCCAGAGAGAUGCUCUCUCCAUCUUCAAAGACCUGGAGCUCAUCGCAGGGAAGAAGCUGUCCCAAGUCCCAGUGGUGAUGGGCAACGAGCUAAAUACUGUCUUGAAGUUGUGAUUGCAAAUAAAGGCUUUGC